This is a messenger RNA of Liolophura sinensis, 2273 nucleotides long. RefSeq lists its product as uncharacterized. The record is from RefSeq and is a predicted model, not a curated record. The transcript has 8 exons. NCBI's taxonomy places the organism in Eukaryota, Metazoa, Mollusca, Polyplacophora, Chitonida, Chitonidae. The coding region runs from base 88 to 954 and encodes 288 amino acids.
AAUGGCAGCCUGCAUGGACAAAAACAGAACAGCGAUUUCUUAGUUUUUGUCCUGUUCAGUUAUGUCUGCAGAAAUGAUCGUUUCAACAUGACAGGGGACAUGCAACAGGGCACUUUGUUCGGUUUGGGUGUUUUGAUCAUAACGACAUGGAUUGGAGUUCAUGGUUCCUGUUUGCGAGAGCAGUCCAGAACUGUGCGACAGGUGGUCAGACAGGAAAUUUUUUCCGCCUUUGCCAAGGUGGGGAACUCUGUUGAUAUUCCACCUAGUUGCCCUUUUCAUCCAGAUAGGGACAUGUACCUGGUUCAUGAGAACAAUAAGGCCAUGGAGAGCGUGUCACGCUGGGUGUGUCAGUUCUGCGGGAAGGGCUUCACUGCAGAGCACUUCCUAGAUCGUCAUUUCCAGAACAGGCACCCAGAACACGUUAGACAGGGUAGAGAGAUUGUGUGUCUAUCUGAUUACUGUGAUAUUUUCCGCUGUGAUGUGAUUGGAACAAAAAAUAAGGUGGAUUUCUGGCAGGUUGCAUUAUGUAUUGAGGAUGAUUUGAUAGAUCUACGGAGGAAAUGUGAGGUUACAAUGGAUUUGUGCAUUCCAACACUUUUGUCCCAAAAUACUUCACAUGCUCUGAGAGACUUGUUGUACCAAGGAGUUUGUUCGUACCUCACCUGUCACACAUACUGGGACACGCCUUUUCCUGAGGAAUCGCAGACGGCUCAGAUCCUGUAUGUGAUGGCCUGUGUUUUUGUCCUGUUCGUGUUCAUCAUGUACUACUGCGUCGUUCUCAACUACUACUACUCAGAUGACUGGGAUUCCCCGCAUGACCAGUGGAAUGAGGUCACUUCAGAUCAGAUGCUAUGGCGACCAAGGUCACAGUAUGACCCUGCUCUGGCUGCACAGCAGCGUCCUCGUAUUACUGCAACACGACGAAAAGCUCAGCAUUGCCCUUCCCCCAGCUGAUUAGUGAGGCACAGUUGGCAUUUGCUUAGAUGAUGACAACAGUGAAGGUGCAGUCCUUCAGAGAAUAUCUUACUGUUUUGCUUGUGUCCAGCAAGUAUGCACAAAACAGAGUUUGUGGCUCAAAGAGGACGCAAAACAAAACUUCAAGCCUCCUGUCAGCGAAUGCAUAAGUAACACGCCAUUCUUGUGCUCAUGGCUGAUGAACGCUUACAGGUUUGAAAUAAUUUGGUCACAACAGUUUCGAGAGGGCACCAAAACGGGUGCCAAACAAACCCACUCUGCUGUUUGGUCCAUUGACUUUAACUGUGACAUCGAGCACAGUAAAGGACACAGAUGUCAUCAUUGAUGAACGACUGAGAUGAACGAUGUGUGUUUCACAAAAGCAAAUUUCGAAUAUCUGGGUUGUGCGUCAGUGUAUGAGGAAUGUACAGCCCAAACAGUAGACUACUGUGUGGAGUAGCUGUUGAGUAACAGUGCCAACAGAGAUCAAAGUUGCUGAGAACAAAACAAAGCACCUGAGCAGCUGUGAAAACAUGAUUUUCAUUUCAUCUAGAUCCAUGGUGAUGGAGGAGAUAGGAUUUGCUGGGUUAAAGGCGUCAGCUUAGGUCAUGCUUGAAUAAUAAAUGUUCAGUAAUGAUAUGACUGAAAUGUCACUGAUGUGUUGCUAAGCCAUAACCACUCAUUCAUCCAUGGCCUUAGUUUAUCUUAGAAUAAAAGGGCAGUGUGCAAUAUGGGAAGAUCCGUUCGUGUGUUAUAUCAGAAGUCCAUUAGAAAUUUAAUCUUAGCACUUUAUCUAUAGUUGUGCGCCUUAUGGUGUAGUGGUUUGCCAGUAGGGAGUUGUGGCCCUUGAUUGGUAUCCAUUACCUAGAAGUAUGCAACUUCACUAUAGCUAGUCUCCACAGCACAGUACACAUGUUACGUCGUCUGUAGAAGUUUGCGCCACCUGGAGGAAGAUUAUAAAUUCUGCAAAGUAAAACUAUGCAUAUAAAUAUUCAUGCUGUAAGCAUUGGACUUGUAUUACUUAUUUGUACAACUCAUUGUAUACAACAUCAGUUUAUUGUAAAAAUAAAAAAACAAUUUGCAUUGCCCUUGUUAUUACUGGGAAUCCUGGGUUAGGAUUCUUGUCUGGUGUUGACAUUUUGAUUCAUUUAUGGUUUUUGUUUCAGUGGGAAUGGUUGGAAUAUUAGAUUUGAUUUAUUACAAAUUAUCUAUUGUUGACCCAUAAUUGAAGGUUUAUUAAAUCAGGCCCAUUUUUUCUGUUAGCGUAAGACAUUUCCCGCCGUUCAUUAACUAAACUGUCUAUAUGGUGAUAAUGCCUU